This is a messenger RNA of Magallana angulata, 10585 nucleotides long. RefSeq names its product filamin-A-like. The record is from RefSeq and is a predicted model, not a curated record. The transcript is spliced from 42 exons. Gene Ontology annotation, molecular function: actin filament binding. Gene Ontology annotation, biological process: actin cytoskeleton organization. Bases 324 to 9224 code for a protein of 2966 amino acids. NCBI's taxonomy places the organism in Eukaryota, Metazoa, Mollusca, Bivalvia, Ostreida, Ostreidae.
UAAUAGCGCACCUGUAAUGAAAAACUUAUUAAAGUCAACCCUUUACCGGUGAUUUUAAUUUGACUAUACAUUGACAAAUUGCAUGUUGGUUCUGUACACGCCACUUUGACCAGGUUUAUCAUGACAUAACACCGUCUGCAAACUGAAGGGUCAUCAAGUUGGAUUUGAGUAAAAAGGACACAACAAACCCAGAGUUGGUGCCCACACGAAAAAGAGAAAGGUCUAGUAAAUAAAACAAUUCUCAAAUUCAUUUGAACUGAUUCAUAAAACUGUACUGACGCUAAUAUUCACUCGAGCGUGACGGCGGUAUAUAAAGCGACACCAUGGCCGAUAGCGAAUCACAUUUGUAUGGUGAGGACGAGGACGAGGAAAUGCCAAUGACUGAACGAGAUCUAGCAGACGACGCGCAAUGGAAGGUAAUUCAGAAAAAUACCUUCACCAGGUGGGCCAACGAGCACCUGAAAACUGCCAACAAGAAUAUUAAUAACUUGGAUUCUGAUUUAUCCGAUGGAUUACGACUUAUUGCUUUAGUGGAGGUUUUAUCCGGCAAAAAAUUUAAACAUGUCAACAAAAGACCCAAUUUUAGAACCCAGAAAUUGGAAAAUGUUACCAUGGUGCUGGAGUUUCUGGAGAGAGAUGAGGGGAUCCGAAUUGUCAACAUUGACAGUUCGGACAUUGUGGACUGUAAGUUGAAGCUGAUCCUGGGUCUGAUAUGGACCCUCAUUUUACACUACUCAAUCUCUAUGCCCAUGUGGGAGGGAGAGGAGCCCACCCCAUCCGAGGGCGGCCCCACCCCCAAACAGAGGCUGCUCAACUGGGUCCAGAGCAAGGUUCCCGACCAGCCAAUCAAAAACUUCACCACAGACUGGAACGACGGCCGGGCCAUCGGAGCCCUCGUCGAUGCUGUCGGACCUGGUCUCUGCCCUGACUGGGAGGACUGGAAUCCCAAGAACGCCAAGAAAAAUGCCAAGGAGGCCAUGGACAAUGCUGAGAAAUGGCUGGAUAUUCCUCAGCUCAUUAAGCCCGAGGAAAUCACCAAUCCCAAGGUGGACGAGCUGUCCAUGAUGACCUACCUGUCCCAGUUCCCCAAGGCCAAACUGAAGCCCGGGGCUCCCGUCAGACCACGCCUCAACCCAAACCGUGUCCGCGCCUACGGACCGGGUCUGGAGCCCAAGGGCAACCAGGUCGGAGCACCUGCCCGCUUCACCGUGGAAACCUUCAGUGCUGGCAAGGGAUCCCUGGAGGUCACUGUACUGAACCCCAAAGGAAAGAAAGAAACUUGCGAGUGCGUGUUUAACAACGACAGGAAUCUAACGUACUCCUGUGUGUACGUACCCAGUAUGGAGGGAGAAUACAAAGUUAUCAUCAAAUUUGGUGAAAGAGAGAUCAACAAGUCUCCAUUUUCAGUCAAGGUCGAGGGAGCGGCUGGUGACCCCACCAAGGUCACUGCCUCCGGCCCGGGUCUGGAGAAGACCGGCGUCAUAGCAACCAAGAGAACUUACUUCGAGGUCUUCACAAAGAAUGCAGUACCAGCAGAAUUAUUAAGUGACAUAGAUGCAGUUAAAAUAGUAGUAGCUUCGGGAAAGAAAGAAGCAGGCAAAGGCAGCAUUGAUGUGGUCAUCCUUGACCCCCACGGUAGGAAGGACACAAUCCGCCCCAGCAUCUCCCCUGUCCCCGGUAAGGAGGGCACUUAUCUGGUGGAAUACAUCGCCAUGGAGCAGGGCCUCCACUCCAUCAACAUCAUGUUUGCUGGACAGCAGAUCCCCAAAAGUCCCUAUGGCGUCAACGUAUCCCCAGCAUCCAACGCCAAGAUGUGCUAUGCUACUGGUAGAGGCAUUCAGCCUAAAGGAGUAAGGGUCAAUGAAAAUGCUGACUUCAAGGUUCACACCAAAGGAGCAGGGUCAGCUGAGGUCAAAGUUCACAUCAUUGGUCCAGGUGGAGUUGAAAUUAAGUGCACAUGUACCAAGAGUAAGACUGAGGAGGGUGUGUAUGAGUGUGUGUAUAUCCCCCUGAAACAGGGUCAGUACAUCAUCAAUAUCACAUUCGGUGAGCAGCACAUUGCCAAGAGUCCAUUCAAGGUUGAAGUGGGCCCCGCUAAAACAUCAAAGAUCCGUGCCUACGGCCCAGGUCUGGAGGGGGGUGUGGUCAACCAACCUGCCCGCUUCACCGUGGAGACCCAGGGAGAGACUGGAGCUCUCGGAUUUUCUAUUGAGGGACCCUCCCAGGCUAAGAUAGACUGUAAGGACAAUGGGGACGGCUCGGCCGAUGUGACCUACUUCCCAACCGCCCCCGGGGAGUAUGCUGUCCACAUCCUCUGUAAUGAAGAUGACAUUCCCAAGUCUCCCUACAUGGUCCAAAUCCAACCAGAAACCAAAGCAUUCAAUGCAUCGAAGGUCACAGCCUUUGGCCCCGGUCUGGAGAAGUCAGGAGUGGUCCAGAACAAAUGGACAGAAUUCACAGUGGAUGCCAAGAAGGCUGGUAAGGCCUCACUGAGUGUGAGCUGUCUUGAUGUGGACCUGAAGCCAGUCCCGAUAGAGGUCCUGGACAAGAAGGACGGGACCUUCCAGUGUAAAUACAUGCCCAAGAAGUCCUGUAAACACACCAUCACCAUCACCUGGGGAGGGGUACAGAUACCCAACUCACCCUUCAGGAAUGAUAUCGAGUCAGAUGUAGAUGAGGUGCAAGUUGGAGAGCCCAGUAAACCAGCCAAUGUCAAGGUCUAUGGACCAGGAGUUGAGAAAGGGGUCAAGACCAUGGUCAAGACUUACUUCAUUGUGGAUUGCACAUCUGCUGGGCCAGGAGAUAUCGGCAUCGCCCUCACUGACGGAAAUGGUCGUGAUGUUCCUGUAAAGACCACCGACCAGAAAAACGGAACCUUCCGUGUGGAGUAUGAACCCGUUAACCCCGGAACUUAUGUUGUGGCAGUUUACUUUGCCGGCAAGGAGAUUCCCAGCAGUCCCAUCAAGGUCCCCGUGGAGGCCAGCAUUGACCUCAGCAAGGUCAAGGUCGUAGGACUUGAUAAACCAAUGACAGUAAAUAAAGAGAGAGAAAUUCAGAUUAUCACAAAAUCUGCUGGUAAAUCCACCACACCAGCCAAGGUCACAGUCACAAUGCCCAGUAAAAAGAAGGUGGAGCUAAAGGAAAAACCAACCCCUGAAGGUUACCAGACCUUCUUCACUCCCACUGAGGUGGGACCCCAUAAAGUGGAGGUCACCUACGGAGGUAGCCCAGUUCCCAAGUCUCCAUUCACUGUGGAUGUUUUGCCCGACUCUGCCAGCAAAGUUAAGGCUUAUGGCCCAGGUCUCAAGGGAGGUAAUGCCAACUCCCCAGCUGAAUUCACCAUUGAUUCUCGUGCUGCUACCUCCCCAGGAGAACUUGGGGUCACCAUUGAGGGACCCAAGGAGGCUAAGAUUGAGACCAAGCAGAACCCUGACGGUACUGUUGGUGUCACUUACUACCCCGAAGUACCAGGAGAGUACAAGAUCAAUGUGACCUACGCCAAUGCACACAUCAAGGACUCACCAUUCAAAGCCAAGAUCUUACCAGAAGAUGCUGCCAACAAGGUGAAAUGCUAUGGAGAGGGUUUGACCACUGGGCUUGCUAUGCAGCCAGCAACAUUCACUGUUGACACCAGAGAGGCCCCUAAGCCCGAGAAGAAGAUUGAUGUGAAGGUCAAAGGACCAGGUCAUGCUAAGGUCGAAAUGAAGAAGAAACCAGACACUACCACUGAGGUGACCUAUCACCCCACCAAACCAGGGGACUACACCAUUGAUGUGACCUAUGAUGGCAAACAGGUCAAGGAUUCGCCAUUCAAGGCUACUAUCAAACCAGAGGAUGCAGCAAGCAAGGUCAAAGCAUAUGGUCCAGGACUCACUGGAGGCAAUGCUAAUGUAGCUGCCACAUUUACUGUGGAUACUAAAGAAGCACCUGCUCCUAAACAGAAUGUGGAUGUCCAAGUGAAAGGACCAGCACCAGUUCAGCCCAAAUUGACCAAGAAACCAGAUGGAACAGUGGAUGUGGACUACACUGCCACUAAACCUGGUGAUUACACCAUUGAUGUCACCUAUGGAGAUAAGCCCAUCAAAGAUUCUCCAUUUAAGGCCAAGAUUGUGCCUGAUGAGUCUGCCUCCAAGGUCAUUGCCUAUGGUCCUGGACUCACCAAUGGAAAUGCUAAUGCCCCAGCCACUUUCACUGUGGACACCAGAAAUGCUCCUUCAAAGGGACAGAAUGUGGAUGUCAAAGUGAAAGGACCAGCUCCAGUGAAACCAAACCUGAAGCCAAAGGCAGAUGGCACCAUUGAUGUGGACUACACUGCCACGGCUCCUGGUGAUUACACCAUAGAUGUCACCUAUGGAGACAAGCCCAUCAAGGAUUCUCCGUUCAAGGCCAAGAUAAGCAAGGAUGUGGCAGACACCCGUGUCCGUGCCUAUGGUCCAGGCCUGGAGAAAGGAAAUGCACAGGCACCAUGCACCUUCACUAUCGAUUCUAGAAAGGCAGCUGUACCAGGGCCUGUUGGGGUCAAGGUUCAUGGACCCAAGGAGGCAAAGAUUGACAUGAAACAGAACCCAGACGGAACCUUUGGAGCUACAUAUGUUCCCACAAUGCCUGGUGAAUACACGGUUGAGGUGACCCACUGUGACAAGCCUCUGGAGGAGUCCCCAUUCAAGGUUAAGAUUGGACCCCCAUCAGGUGAGCCUAUUGACACUACUGACAGUGGAGUCAAGGCUUAUGGUCCAGGUCUAAAGAAUGGCAUUGCAGAUAAGCCUGCUGUCUUCACUGUUGAUGCUAGAAAUGCCAAAUACCCUGGUGCUAUUGGUGUCGGAAUUGAAGGGCCCAAGGAGGCAACUAUUGAUACCAAGCAGAACCCAGACGGUACUGUUGCUGUGACAUACUACCCAACAGAACAGGGAGAAUACACCAUCAGUGUUACUUAUGAUGACAAGCCAAUCAAAGAGUCGCCAUUCAAAUGUAAAGUCAGGCCCUCCGCUUACGAGAAGAAACCAUUGGCUGAGGCUGACCUUAGUGGAGUCAAGGUUUAUGGACCAGGCCUGAACCCCGAGGGAGUUUACCUGGAUUCUCCCACAGAAUUCACUGUGGAUGCCAAGACUGUGUCUCCCUCUGGGGAAGGAACCGUCCGCGCUGUCGUCAACAACCCCUCAGGGGUCAAGAACGACACCACGGUCACCAACAAAGGGGACGGUACCUAUGACGUACUCUACACCCCAGUGGAGGAAGGAAACAUUGAUGUGGAUGUCACUUAUGACAACAUGGCAAUCCCCAACAGUCCAUUCAAGGUGGCAGCUGUACCUGGCUGUGACGCUAGCCGUGUCAAGGCCUACGGACCAGGACUCCAGGGUGGCUUCACCAACCAGCCCCAAGUCUUCACCAUCGACAUCAAGGGGGCGGGGCAGGGCGGUCUGGGACUGUCCAUUGACGGACCCUCGGAGGUUCCCAUCAACUGUAAGGACAACAGGGAUGGUACUUGUACUGUUGAGUACCUGCCAAGCAAACCUGGAGAGUACGAUGUCUCCGUCAAAUUUGCUGACCAGGAAAUUCCCAACUCUCCUUUCCGUGUCGGAGUAAAGAACCCAGUAGAUGCCAAGAAGGUCAAAUGCUAUGGACCUGGCGUUGAGCCAAUGGGAGUUAAGACUGGUGCCCCAGCAACCUUCACCGUGGAUACCACCGAGGCCGGAGAGGCUCCAUUAGAGGUCACAUGCACUGACCAGAGAGGACGUGUCCAACCAGCUCAGCUGACCCCCGUAGCUGAAGGGGUGGUCGAUGCCACUUACUACCCAGUGGAAGAAGGACCUUGCAAAGUUGAUGUCAAAUACGCCAACCAGCAUGUACCAGGAAGUCCUUUCACCACCAAUGUUGAACCAGGAGUGGAUGCCAGUCGUGUCCGUCUAUCUGGUGCCGGUGUCCAGGAUAGUAUUCCUGCCAGUUUACCUGUCACCUUCCUCAUCGACACCAGGGAGGCCGGCAUUGCUGAUCUGGAAGUUCUCAUCAAGAGACCAGACGGUACUUAUGCCCACCCACACAUUGUGGACAAUGGAGAUGGCACAUUCACUGUGUCCUACGUCCCAGAUGACCUUGGAACUUACGAGAUCCUGAUCCGCUUUGGAGGUCAAGUGGUGCCCAACACCCCACUCAAGGUCAAUGCCUAUCCCGUGGGUGACGCCACCAAAUGUAGAAUUACAGAUGGUCUGGAGAACACAACUGUCCCUGUCAACAAGGAGACUGUAAUUUGUGUGGACGCCUCCCAGGCCGGUGAUGGUAAGGUCACCUGUCGCAUCCGCAGCCCCAGCGGCAACGACAUCGAUAUUGACAUUGUGGAGAAUCCGGACGGAACAUUCAGCAUCCUGUUCACCCCCCAGAUGAUGGGAGCCUAUACCAUCAACAUCAAGUUUGGUGGACAGAGCGUGCCCGGCGGAGAGUACGACGUCCAGGUUCUUACUAGUAAUGAUUGGUCCAUUUCGGCUGUUAGUCCAGAGGAGUAUGAGAAAUACCUAGAGGAUCAGGUGGGGGCCACAGAGGAUCUGAUCAGCCCUGACACUGUGGAUGCUGUACACGCAGGUGCCCCCGGAGCAGGCCUCUUCCAACCCGUGGACAUCCGUAUUCCUGUCGGACCCAUUUUCAAUUUUGUGUCUGCAUAUGUAGUCAUGCCUUCAGGCAAGAAAGCCUAUCCCAAGAUCCAGGACAACAAAGAUGGCACCGUUACCGUUAGAUACCAGCCCACCGAGAUUGGGCUUCACGAACUCUAUGUCAAAUACAACAACGACGACAUUGAAGGUAGUCCAUUCAAAUUCCAUGUUGAUGCCAUCAACAGUGGUCAUGUGACUGCUUACGGUCCAGGCCUCUGUCACGGAAUCGUCAACGAACCGGCAGAAUUCACCAUAGUAACCAAAGAUGCUGGUGCAGGUGGACUUUCUCUGGCUAUUGAGGGUCCCUCUAAGACCGAGAUCAAAUGUGUGGACAACGGUGAUGGAACCUGUACUGUGGGUUACGUCCCCACCGCCCCGGGAGAAUACAACGUCUCGGUCAAGUUCGCUGACAGUCACAUCGCAGGCUCUCCCUUCACCGCCAAGAUCAGUCCAACCGCCAGCGAGCCCCGUAGAAAGGCACAGAUUGGUCGAAGCAGUGAGGUGUCGCUGAAGGUCAUGGAGCAGGACAUCAACAAUCUGACCGCUAGUAUCCGCUCACCCACGGGCCGCGAGGAGCCCUGUCUGCUCAAACGCCUGGCCAACGGACAUCUAGGAAUUUCUUUCACUCCUCGUGAGGUUGGAGAACACUUGGUGAAUGUCUUCAGAAAUGGACAACACAUUAACGGUAGUCCAUUCAAGAUCAUUGUCGGUGAGAGCGAACUCGGCAAUGCCAGCAAGGUCCGAGUGGCCGGUGAGGGUCUACAGAACGGCAUGGCCAACGAAAUCAACGAGUUCAUGGUCGACACCAGAGAUGCAGGCUACGGCGGUCUGAGCCUCUCCAUUGAGGGUCCCAGCAAGGCAGACAUUGAGUGCCUGGAUAAUGAGGACGGGUCAUGUCGCGUCACAUACAAACCCACCGAGCCCGGAAACUAUAUCAUCAACAUCAAGUUCUCCGACGAACACGUACCAGGUUCCCCUUUCAAUGUUUCCGUCGGAGGUGAGCCCUCUUCAAGAAUGACGGAGAGAAUUACGCGCCACCGCGAGGCAGCUGACAUUACCCACAUCGGCAGUCAGUGCGAGCUCAGUCUCAAAAUUCCAGUCGCAUUCUUUGCGAGAUUUGCUCAUUAUCAAGAAGAAACUCAGACAACAUCAGGAACCAGUCCUUUCGACAUGACCGCUUCAGUCACCAGCCCCUCGGGCCUGACAGAACUCUGUGACAUUAUCAGUCUGGAUGACAACCACUACAGCAUUAAGUUCGUCCCCAAGGAAAUGGGUGUCCACACAGUUAGUGUCAAGCACAAGGACAUGCACAUCCCAGGCAGUCCAUUUGAGUUCACCGUUGGCCCUAUCACUGGAGGUGGAUCACACAAAGUCCAUGCUGCCGGACCAGGUCUGGAGAAGGGAGAAAUCAACCAGCCAUGCGAGUUCAACAUCUACACCAGGGAAGCUGGAGCCGGGGGUCUGUCUAUUGCUGUGGAGGGUCCCUCUAAGGCCGAGCUGGACUUUGAUGAUCGUAAGGACGGAUCGUGUGGUGUUAAAUAUGUCGUAACUGAGCCCGGCGAGUACCUAGUCUCUGUCAAAUUCAACGAUGAGCAUAUCCCAGAAUCCCCCUUCAAGGUGUACAUCACCCCCAGCAUUGGGGAUGCUCGUAAACUGUCCGUGGCAGCACUUCAACAGAAGGGACUACAGGUUGGAAAACCAGCAGCUUUUGUGGUCAAUUACAAUGGUGCUUCCAAAGGAAAACUUAGGGCUAGAGUUAUUUCCCCAUCUGGAACUGAAGAAGAGGCUCUUAUUCAAGAAAUUGAUGAUGGAGAGUACGCAGUGAGGUUCAUCCCCAGAGAGAACGGAGUACACAAUGUGUUUGUGACCUUUGAUGGCUGUGACAUCCCAGACAGUCCAUUCAGGGUGCUGGUGGGUAAGGUGGACGCUGACCCAGGAAUGGUGACCGCCUCAGGAGACGGACUUCGUACCGGACAGACAGGUCAGACCUGUAAGUUUGUGGUCAAUACCUGCAAUGCUGGAGCAGGUGCCCUGGCUGUCACUGUUGAAGGUCCCUCCAAGGUCAAACUAGAGUGUAAGGAGGUGGACGAGGGCUAUGAGUUUACCUACAGUCCCACCGCCCCUGGGGACUACAUGAUCACCAUUAGAUAUGCUGGAGUCAAUAUCGCUGGUAGCCCAUUCAAGGCAAAGAUUGAAGGUCAAGGAAAGCCCAGUGGAUACCAUGAGCAAGCAUCGGUUGUUGUGGAAACUGUCACCAAGACCAGCGUGAUGAGCAAGUUCAGCGGACUUCAGAAGUUCCAGUCAGACGCCAGCCGGUGUACCGCCGAGGGAAAUGGGCUGAAGAAAGCCUUCCGUGGAAAGCAGGCCACAUUCAGUGUGGACACAUCACAGGCCGGUAACAACAUGAUGUUUGUGGGAAUGAUGGGCCCCAAAGGACCGUGUGAGGAACUGUGUGUCAAAAACCAGGGAGGUUACGUGUAUAAAAUUAACUAUAUUGUCCGUGAACGCGGCGACUACAUGCUCGUGGUCAAGUGGGGCGAUCAGCAAAUCCCUGGCAGCCCCUUCUGUGUACAUGUCGACUAAAUGACAGCAUUUCUCUAGGUGUUUUCUUUUUUCAAAUUAAUGUGUGGCGUAAUAUUUAUAUUCAUUUUUUCAUCAUUUCGAUGGACAUUUUGUGUUUCCUGUCACACGUAGCAUUGUCAUUACCGAGACUUAAAAGAUCUGAAAGCCACAGAACAAGUUCUUAUUUCAAAAUGGUGCUGAAACAAAUGUAGAUACGUUUCCAUGGAAACAGUAAAUGUUCAGUCUUUUAUGCAAUUGUUGAAAUAGCUUAAUAGGUAUGCAAUACACUGUAUCAUCUGAGUAAGUGAGAACAAAUGUACUUAUAUCCCUGAGUAGAUUGAAUCCCCUGCUUGCAGGCACAUACAUGUUAUAUUACUUAACACUUGUCCAUUUGAUCAAAUGCUCAAAAUAUCUUCAGAGAGGCAGAAAUUGGUCAAGAUAAAAAAAAGUGAUAUUUUCUGGAAUCGAGGGCAUUGCAAGAGUUUCAAGUGCACUUUUGAUAGAUGUGCUAUGUACCCAUCUUGCCAUUAGGGACCCACAGAGUGACCCAGAGAGUUACCAUAACAACAAGAGGUCAGAGAACUCUCUCUCAAGGUCACUGUGUAGGGGGUAGGACUCAUUUACAAUUAUUUUCUAUGGAAAUGAAUUCAUGUGCUUCCUUAAAACUAUAUAUGCGUACAAAGAUUUAAAUGGUUGAAUUUUGUAUGUUGAGUAUAUAUAUUAUAAUAAUAUAAAAUAAAGAAUAAAUGCUUUGUAAUCAUUGUCAUAUAUGUACUUUGAAAUGUUAACGAAUGCAAUAUUACGUGGUUUUUAUGGAUUGUUACCUUAAAUCUAUGUGCAAUUAUUACACAUAGCCAGAGAUAUAAACAAAUUUCCCAAUCUUUAUUGUUUUUUUUUUAUUCAUUUGAAUUGUUACUGAAGUGUAAUCCUAUGUUGCUUUUUGUUAUGUUAUGUAUACACACAUUUUAAUUCUCUUUAAGACUUUUGAUAUUUAGUGUAAAAAGUAGUUUAAAAUAUUGUUGGUAGUGACCCAAUCUUACAGAGUAGGUAGAUUCUACGAAAUCAUUAUGUACUGGUUUAUUUUGAUACAGCUUUACAUUUAAAAAUAUGAUGAAAUUGUUCUUACAACUUUUUAUGACCCAUGGCAUUUAUAUAUUAAAGGGUACAUAUUUUGUCCUGCAUAUUCAAUAACUCUUAUAGUUAAUAGGCUUAUCCCCACCCUAUUUCGCCUGAUCGGCAGUUGAUCAGAGUUACCUGCCCUUUACACUUUUUUAAACACUAGAUGUUGCAUGCUUUAUAUGAAAAAGAACUUCUACUAUGUUGCUAAUGUUAUUUGUGUAUGCUGAAUUAUAAAAAAAUAAAUCUAAGGAAAAAGUACAAAA